Messenger RNA from Eimeria necatrix, 2526 nucleotides. RefSeq lists its product as hypothetical. The record is from RefSeq and is a predicted model, not a curated record. Bases 1 to 2526 code for a protein of 841 amino acids. The transcript is spliced from 9 exons. NCBI's taxonomy places the organism in Eukaryota, Apicomplexa, Conoidasida, Eucoccidiorida, Eimeriidae.
AUGUUCCAAGGGCACGUCUGGCACACCAAAACACUCCGCAGAUUGUCAAAAUGUCAACUGCUGCUGCUUGGAUGCUUGCUCGUUCUACCGUGUGCAGAACCAGAUGUGCUCGGAGCAGGAAAUGCUGCGCAGGAUUAUCUCGCGCAGCAACAGCAACAGUCUUUGGCCUUUUUGUCGGACGAUGCGAGACACAUUGGGGAGCAAAAACCGGUUUCAGCAAAUGCCAAGGACAGUUUAGCAAGCGUGGAUGACCAAAGAGGCAUUGUCCCGGGAAUGAACGGGAAAGACAACCACGAUAAAAUUAGUGUAACAACUAGUGACGAAAGAGCGGAGCUUUCCGUCAAAGUUCAUCAAAUCCAACUACACGAAGGUGGGACUCAUUGGGUGGAAUUGAUAGUGGAGGCACUAGGACCAGACGGAAAAAUCAACAAAGCAUACAAUGGUGGGGUGGCUGCAUCCCUGAUUUUAGUUGAUGAGUACACCAAGCCAGUAGACUCCCAACAAGUACCUCUCGAGGAUUCAGCGAAUACUGGAACUGAGAGGGCGGUUCAUUUAGAAUCAAGCCUCGCCACUGAGGGAGCAGUCAGCGGAGCAGUAUUGGAGCACCAGCCCGAAGUCCAGUUGGAAGACCUAGACGGACGGCCAAUACGCAUAAAGAGCACUAUUGUAGCUAAUAUUAUCCCUAUCGACUUAAAUGGCAAGGGAGGCACUGCCUUGGCAUCAUGGACGGUGGAAACAGACGAACUUGGUUACGCAAGACUUCAUGACAUACGCGUGUCUCGGGCUGGGCAGCACGUGAUUCAAUUCGUGACUACACUGUGGCAGGAUACCCGCCUAGAGGUGCUCUCGGCCCCGUUUGAAAUUGUUCCUGGCCCUGCAGUGUCAGCGGUCUUUUCCCUAAAACCACCUCCCAGGGUGCUUUUGCAUGAACCCUUCAGUGCUGUGGCGACUUUGGUGGAUUUGGAAGGCAAUGAGACUGCGAACGCACCCAAACUUCGGAGAGCAGGCGAUCACGUGGAAGUUCACCUUAUUGCUCUUAAUGACGCUGGCCAGAAAGCAACUUGCACCCUUUGUGUCAAAGACACAUCCGACUCGUCAGCUAGCGUCCAAGCGGUUUCAGCUUCAAGGCUACAAUUUCAGCCUUUGCCUCUACUACUAGAGCGUCGCGCCACACAAGGCAAUGAAAAUGAACUGCCUUCCCGUGAACACUGGGGGCAACUAAAAGUUUCUCUGAAAGCAGAAAACUGGAACUUUGGGGCUCCUCAAAAGCCUGUUCUGGUCGAAGUCAAGAGUGUUGCUCUCUUGGAUCCUUUGGGAGGGUUGAUCCAGGAAGAUGGUGCACAGUACCUAAGGAUUGAGCCAACCAGCUUAUUGUUUUCGGUAGAGGAAGCAACAGAUGUCAAAACAUUUUACCUCCAGCCAUUGAGCCCUGGUUUGGUUGUUGGCAGUAAGGGCUUGUCACAGCCUGGGUCAUCUAUAAACAUUGCGGCCUUUUCUGUAACGUUUGACGUUGUUUCUGACGACCCGUCUUGGUCAGCGAGUACUGUAGAAUUUGAUCUUCCUUCUCCAGCACUUCUUCACGGAGUGCAGUCAUUGUUUUUUGCUGGGCCGAAGUCCCUAACAGUGUACGCGAUGGAUAGCGAUACGUAUGAGCUAAUGGCCGGCUUUCCGCAGCAGCAACUUGUUCGAGAGGGGGAAGAGAUAUCUUACACACUGCGGCUGUCUGCUCGUCCGCGCGAAAAUGAGGAAAUCACAAUUCACAUUUCCGGCGAUCAAGGCAACAGCAUUUCUGUAAAACCCGCAGUGCUGCAUUUUGAUGCAAACAACUGGAAGCAAGAGCAAGUAGUGGUGCUCAAGGUAGAGCAAGACAACAUUGCUCCACCUGCGAAUGAGCAUCCGUUGGAAGGAAGCAUUUCUGGAGACGUCAUUCGAGAGUUGGCAUUGCGUCAUGACAUUUUUAGUAGCGAAGAAGCCAACACGUGGAGCAUGCGCGGUGGCACAGAAGUGAUAUUUUCAGUGUGGGAUGACGACAUUGCGGGAGUUGAGUGGGGAACAAAUCCACACUAUCUCAUCGCAACCGAACAAUUUAACUUGUCAUUCCGGCUGAGAUCUCAGCCGCUCGCCAAUGUCAGCCUGCAGCUGCAUUGUGACGGCACCGAAAUCAUAUCGCAAACAAAGCAUGUUUACGAUUUUGAAGAUAUGCCGAACAUAGAUACUUUUGACGAAGACGAAAAACUUGGCCAAAUUUUCGUGGAAACUGCUCACUGGCAGGCCGAGUACAGCUUCAUACUGCGCAUUCUUAACAUAUCGGAAACGCACAAUGCUUCUUUGGCUUACAGUGGGGAAGGCUACGAAGUAUUUCAGAGCGUAUGCAGUUUGAGGGCUUCUUCGGAUGACGCCAACUACAAUACAGGUGACGCUCCCGCAAAAGCACAGCGCUAUAUUCUUCUAUAUUUAAUAGUUUGCAAUGCUGUUAUUCUUGCUACGCUACUCCGUUCGUGGAAAGCAAUUUUUCCUUCAAUUUAA